UUUUCCAAUCAAUACAUACAAACAAUUUACUUUGAUUUUUAUAUAGUUUCUUGAUUUUCCAUCUUUUAAUUUUUAUCGUAAUUUUGAAUUUUGAUCUUUAUUACUCAAUGAUCAAUAAAUCCUAUGAACUCACACGCCGGAUUUUGCAUUUUCCAGCAAUUCAUCCUUGUGUGUCGGUUUGUUUCUCUAGCCUCGUGAAUUCUUUAAUCGACUUAUGUCAUACCAUAUGUGAAUACAAGUCAACAACUUUCUUUACGAACAAGAAACAUGCAAGAGUCUUGAUCCAUUUGAUCGAGAAUUUGCUUGUUUUUUUCGGAGAAAUACGAAAUGGGAAUUCAAAAACUGAAAGCACCUUGGUUUUAGGCUUGUCUGAGCUUCAUUUCAUCUUCCAAAAGGUUCAAUUCCUUUUGGAGGAUUGUAGCAGAGAUGAUGCUAGGAUAUGGAUGCUGGUGAAGUCGGAACAUGUAUCAACUCAGUUUCGUGUGCUUGUGAGAUCUAUCGAUGUGGCUUUGGAUGUUUUGCUGUUGGACGGAUUGGAUGUUUGUGUUGAAGUAAGAGAAUUGGUUGAGUUUGUGAGAAGGCAAGCACUCAAGGCAAAAUUUGAUGUGGAAGUGGAUGAUAGACGAGCUUCAAGGAAGGUUGUUCGAGUUUUAGAACGAUUUGGGAACGGAAUUGUUCCUGAAAAUGGUGAUUUAACGCGGGUUCUUGAGUAUUUGGGAAUACAAAGUUGGGCCGAAUGCAAUAAAGAAGUCAAGUUCUUGGAAGGUGAGAUAGGGCAGGAGUGUUUAACCGCUGAGAAAAGAGAAGUGGGAUUUCUCAGUAGUCUAAUGGCAUUCAUGAUCUACUGCAGAUGCACCCUCUUUGUUAUUGUGGACAAUGCACCAAUCAGACAAUCUGAUGGUGUAAGCUGCAUCAGUGAUCUGAUUAGGUGCUUGAAUCCUGAUGAUCUCAGGUGUCCAAUCACAUUGGAGAUCAUGAUUGAUCCAGUCACAAUAUCGACUGGGCACACGUAUGAUCGGUCCUCAAUCAUGAAAUGGUUCAAGUCGGGAAAUCAUACCUGUCCGAAGACGGGUGAGAGGCUUAUAUCAGUAGAUCUGGUUCCGAAUUUGGCUGUUAAGCGAAUCAUUAAACAAAAUUUUUUGGAGAAUAGAAUCCCGUUUGUUGAAACCGGAGGGCGUAAUCAUGAUAUACAAAGGUUAGCUGGUGCAGGUAGUGUCACAGCUGAGCAAGUUAUGACACUGCUUGCCUAUUUUCUCGUUGGAAGGCUAAUGGGUGGAAUGAUUGAAGAACAGCACAAAGCUGCUUAUGAGAUUCGUCUGCUAACCAAAACAAGCGUUUUUAAUAGGUCUUGUUUGGUGGAAGCUGAUGCAAUCCCGCCUCUCUUGAAUCUGAUUAGUUCAAGCAAUCCUGCAGCACAAGAGAACGCGAUUGCAGCUUUGAUGAAUCUCUCGAAGUACUCAAAAAGCAAGAGGAUGAUGAUUGAGAGUGGAGGAUUGAACCUGAUAGUAGGGGUGUUAAACGAGGGACUGAGGAUAGAAGCCCGCCAGUAUGCAGCUGGCACGUUGUUCUACCUUGCUUCAGUCGAGGAGUACCGCAAAAUGAUUGGGAAGGUUCCGGAUGCUAUUCCGUCUCUAAUGGAGUUGGUCAAGGAUGGGCCUGAUCGUGCCAAGAAGAAAGCAUUGGUCAGUAUUUUCAGCCUCAUUAUGAACCCUGAAAACCUAUGGCGGGUGCUAGCAGCUGGAUUCGUCCCUUUACUCGUUAAUCUGCUUACAUCUUCCCAAAGGGAAGAUCUUAUAACAGAUUCACUAGCAAUUUUAGCAACUAUAGCUGAAAAACUUGAUGGAACAAUGGCCAUUAUGAGUGCUGGAACUUUACCUGUAAUUUCUGAGGUUCUCGGUUCUCUGAAUUCACAAGCAGCAAAAGAGUAUUGCGUCUCAUUGUUACUCACCUUGUGCAUUAAUGAUGGAGCAGACGUGGUUCCUCUUUUAGUAAAGAGCCCGUCUCUAAUGGUAUCUUUGUAUUCCCUACUCACUGAUGGCACGCCUCGAGCAAGCAAGAAAGCCAGUUCACUCAUCAGAAUCCUACACGCCUUCAAUGAAAAAAGCUCCUCCGGCUUGAUGGCUCCAGCCCUUCCACCUGAACAAUUCAUUCACGUGUGGUAGCCGAUACUUUUUUUCUUUGGCUACUCAUCCAUACUACGAGUAUCUGUUACAUAUAUAGUAUAUAAACAUGGUCAUAUAUUUUAUUUAGUGACAGUAGCUCGAUUUUUUAAGAGCUGGUCACUAAACUGCUUCUAUAUUUAUGAUGAAGGUGUGUACAAAUACAUGUUGAGUUGUAAUUCAUUUUCCUACUGUUAAUAAUGAUAAUAAUGUUGCAGAGCAAUAAAAGAAAGUCUGUCUCCA
Messenger RNA from Olea europaea var. sylvestris, 2402 nucleotides. Its product is annotated as U-box domain-containing protein 19. Gene Ontology annotation, biological process: protein ubiquitination. The record is from RefSeq and is a predicted model, not a curated record. Gene Ontology annotation, cellular component: nucleus; cytoplasm. Gene Ontology annotation, molecular function: ubiquitin-protein transferase activity; protein binding. Lineage: Eukaryota; Viridiplantae; Streptophyta; Magnoliopsida; Lamiales; Oleaceae. The coding region runs from base 108 to 2162 and encodes 684 amino acids. The transcript has a single exon.